Molecule: messenger RNA, 2099 nt
Organism: Rhineura floridana
Lineage: Eukaryota; Metazoa; Chordata; Lepidosauria; Squamata; Rhineuridae
Gene: TAF1D
Product: TATA-box binding protein associated factor, RNA polymerase I subunit D
Exons: 15
Coding region: 106-948 (280 amino acids)
Biological process (GO): regulation of DNA-templated transcription
Cellular component (GO): nucleoplasm; nucleus; RNA polymerase transcription factor SL1 complex
Source: RefSeq, a predicted model, not a curated record
ACCAGACUCUCGCGAGACUUGCAAGAACUAUUUAAGUGGCCUGGCGCUGGCUGCUCGGCCUUAGCGAGCCACGCGCUGGAGCCGUUGAGUGUAAAAUAGAAGAAUAUGGCCGAAACUGAUGAAAUGCAAAACUCAUUGUUGGACAGUGCUGAACACUUCACUGAUGGCCACUCUUCCCAAGAUGCCCUACAGAUGCCAGGUUCCUCAACUGGUGCUUUUUCUGAUAAUGGAGAUUCAGGAAUGACUGACUCUGGCUCACAGUUACUGAAGCCCUCAAGAAAGAAAGUUAAUGCUUUGAGGUCAGCAAGGCUUUGUGGGAGAUCUUCAAAAAGUACAUCUGCCAGUAAAACACAGGGUGGUUCUAUGAAGUUUGAAGGUCGGUUGAAGUUGCCGAUGCCUAAGAUUGACCUCAAAGCCCUGUUUGACUACCACUUCAGAAGGAAGCAGCAUAGAAACCGCAAAAGGUGGCGCUUAAGUGUUAAAGCCACUAAACGCAGGAGUCCGGAACCGUGUAUAAAGAGGUCGUGGCCAAGAGUCUCAAAAGAUGAGCGAGAAAGGAGAUGUAGAGAGAGGGGCCGUCAAUUUCCUUUUGUGGAGAAACUCUAUGGAAGGAAACACAUUCCCUUAAAAAUGGUGUGUCUGUAUGAGCAAGCUGCUUUGAAAGGAUACUUCAAAUACAUUGAAAUGCUGAAAUAUGAGCACCAUCUUAAAAAAUCUUUGGCACGUUUGAAUGCUGAGGAUGAUCUAGAACAUAAAGGUCUAGAGUCAAGAAAGUACAAAUAUCUGGAUGAUGAUGGCUCUCUUUCUCCCAUUGAGGAGACAAAUGGAGAUGACCAAAAUGAGAGUUCUGGAGAUGAAGAAAUUGGUGCUAAGAUAGUGGAGAACAGCUGUUUCAUAUUAAGUAGCACAAUUCCAAAAAAGAAGACAUGCAAAAGAAAGUCAAAGUGAGCGUGCCUAUUUAUAAUACUGUACUUAGCAAAGAAAGCAAGGAGAGGCAUGACUGUGGAGCUUCAAUACUGGAUACUGGAACACGUAUAAAUAAAAAUAUCUUAAUUGGUAUUUUAUGGAUUGAUUUUAAUGUUGUAAGCUGCUAUGGGAGCAGCCUUGUUAAAAGUUGUGCAUGAAUUCCACGAUUCUGUCAAGGAGAUUUGACAAAUUGCAGUUCCAGAGUCUGCCAUCACUGUCUUGUUAAGCAACUGUGAAAUGAAUGGCUUUUAUGACAAGUAAUGCCUCCAAGACCCAUAUGGCAGCAGCAUUUGCCCAUGGCAACAGACUGCAGCAAAGAAGAUGAGUUUAUACAUCCUGUGCCUGAUGGUUUGCUGCUAGCCUUGGAUUUGUUCCGCUUCACCAUGCAUCUAGCUGUUCAGCUUGUUUUCUGUCACCUUUCCUGGUUGGAGUCUCCCGAUAUAGAAUGAUCAUGGUAUGCUUUCCUGCCUUCCUGGAGAUGGUGGAAUUGGAGGCAGUGAAUUGGCUACCAGGAUGGUAGUCCCAAAUUGGUAGUUUGGCACACAGAGAUCCCAUUAAUGUUCUGGACAUUAGAGGUUGGAAAAGAUUCUCAACUAGCUUGCAGAAGAGUGUCCGUGGAAGACCACAGAAUUCCUCAUAAAAUGGUUUUUAUUCGAAAUCAACAAGAUCAUCAAGUAACUGCUUCAUGCUGAAGGGGAUCUGGAUAAUCAACAUCUGUCUCCUAAAUUGCUGGCUCUUCCAGGUAGAAAAUACAACAAAGUGGAAUGAAGUUGCUUCAGAUGGAGGAACAGAUGUGUGUGGAGGCAUGGACUGAAUUGAAAACCUACCAGUGCAAUUGACAAAAAUCCUCUUGAAAAGGACCCAUUGUCAUCAAGUCACUACCAGAAAACCUACAAGUCUAAAUAGGAAUUUAGGUAGAUAAGCACCACCUCAUGCAAAAGGUAACUGCUGGCAAGAAACUGGAAAAAUAACAAAAUGGCAUAGUUGCUCUUCUGUCGAACAUUUUAGUGUUUAAAAGUUGGUUGAACAGUAAAUUGACUUGGUCUGAUACAGUUUCCUUAGUAAAGCUUCACAUGCAGGACUUUAACUGGAGUUCUAAAACAGCUUCUCAGUAAAUAAAGUCUUUGAUGGAA